Messenger RNA from Phoenix dactylifera (date palm), 419 nucleotides. The record is from RefSeq and is a predicted model, not a curated record. NCBI's taxonomy places the organism in Eukaryota, Viridiplantae, Streptophyta, Magnoliopsida, Arecales, Arecaceae.
UCUUUAUCCACUCUCUCCUCUCUCGCACUCUAUAGCUUGAGCUGUGAAAUCUGGAGACAAACCCCGAAAAAAAAAAGGGAGUAGUUCUUCAUCUUCUUCGAUAAUUAUUCUUCGUCUAAUUGGGAAAUUUUGGAGCUUGGCGAACAUGCGGAAUGCGGAUCGGCUGGCCGACGAUUUGAUCGAGUCGGAUCUCAAGGAGCUUGGGAUCGCCGCGAAGAAGCUCGCCAACCAUGCCUUCAAGCUUGGCGGCGGCCUGGGCUUCGGCACCACCUUCCUCAAAUUCCUUGCCUCCGUAGCAGCAAUAUAUCUGUUGAUAUUAGACCGGACAAACUGGAGGACAAACAUGUUGACUACACUUUUAGUUCCUUAUAUUUUCCUGAGCUUGCCGUCUGUGCUGUUUUCUUUACUGAGGUGAUUAU